This is a messenger RNA of Spodoptera littoralis (African cotton leafworm), 3629 nucleotides long. The record is from the annotation of a GenBank genome assembly. Lineage: Eukaryota; Metazoa; Arthropoda; Insecta; Lepidoptera; Noctuidae.
GUUUAAACUUAUCUGUUCAUUUUGUUGUAAUUUGUGUUCAGAGCUUUGUAGACACCAUGAAGCGAAAUCAACAAUUUGUUGAAGAGCCCACGAUGAGUGACAAGACAUUACUCUUGAAUGUCGAGGAUCUCAUCAACACGGCGUUUGGGACCGCCGAUAGAAAUGUAGUCAACUUUAAAAUGAUACAAGCUGUGCUACACAUUUUGGCACGUCAGAUGCGUUUACUUGAACAAGAUGUUGAGAUUAAGGUUGACGAAUUCGGACUUGCAGGGAAACCUCUUGAGGCAUACGCUAGCGAAGCAGGAUUGAAUGAAACAAAAAAAGCAAAACGAGGUCGGAGAAAAGCAAAAAGAGAUGGAGAUAGAAUGGAAGAUGGAGGAACUAUUGGGAGAAGUUAUGACGAAGACGAAGAAUAUGAUGACAGAGAUUACGAUCGUAGUAGAGAUCGGGGUGGGGGGAAAGCACGAGGUCGUCGAAAAGACGAUGAUCGAGAUGGGGAGAGAGGGAGCAGUCGUGGUAGAGAUAGAGAUUACGACGAAGACGAAGAGAGAGGGGGUAGUCGCGGCAGAGAUAGAGAUUACGACGAAGACGGAGAGAGAGGGGGUAGUCGUGGCAGAGAUAGAGAUGAUGACCGGGGCGGAGAGAGAGAGGGUAGUCGUGGCAGGGAUAGAGAUGAUGACCGGGGCGGAGAGAGAGGGGGUAAGAUAGAGAUGAUGGCCGGGGUGGAGAGAGAGGGGGUAGUCGUGGCAGAGAUAGAGAUGGUGACCGGGGUGGAGAGAGAGGGGGUAGUCGUGGCAGAGAUGGAGAUGAUGACCGGGGCGGAGAGAGGGGGGGUAGUCGUGGCAGAGAUAGAGAUGAUGACCGGGGCGGAGAGAGAGGGGGUAGUCGUGGCAGAGAUAGAGAUGAUGACCGGGGCGGAGAGAGAGGGGGUGGUCGUGGAAGGGAUAGAGAUGAUGACCGGGGCGGAGAGAGAGGGGGUGGUCGUGGAAGGGAUAGAGAUGAUGACCGGGGCGGAGAGAGAGGGGGUGAUCGUAGCGGAGGUAGAGGGUCAGAUCGUGGUGGAGAUAAAGGAGGCAGGCGUGACGGAGAUAGGGGUGGUGAGCGUGGUGGUGCUGAAGAUAGAGGUAGGGAUCGUGGUGGAGAAGCAGAAGGUGGAGGUAGAGGAAAAGGAGGAAGAGGGGGAGGAGGAGGAGGUGGGGGAGCAGGCGGCAGAGAUGAAUAUGCAGAUGGAGCGAGAGACGGUGGUCGUGCUGAAGAUAGAGGAGGAGAUCGUGGUAGAGACAGGGGUGGUGGUCGAAAUGCUGACAGAGAAGGUCGUGGUGGAGAAAGAGGUAGAGACACAGGUGGAGAUAAGGGAGGAGGCACGGAGCGAGGAGGAGAUAGAGAAGACUCUCGUGGUAGACAGAAAAGUCAAAAGGAAGACUACGAGGAAAGUAAACGAGAAAAGGGUGGGGACCGAGGAGGACGAGGGAAAAAGGGAUAUGGCGGUGAAGGGGCUGGCGGGGGAGGGGGUGGCGGUGGGGGAGCAGGUGGUGGCUCGGGGCGAGGGGCAAUGGGUGCUCAAGGUGUCGGCGGUAGUAGCGCACUGGACAGCGGGGCAGCCAGUAUUGAAGAAAGAGCAGAAGAGGAAAGAGUUAUGGGAAAAGGACGCACUUCAGUUGACUGCCCGUGUGAGUGCUGCUGAGCGCGGUCUGACACAGAUGGCAGGCUUGCUGACGCAGCUUGCAGCGACGGGGGCGCUGCCAGCUGAAAUGGCAAGUCGCAUCGGGGAGGUCGGCUCCGAAUUUAAACGAUUUUCCAAAUCGACGCCUGAGGUAGCGCGGCAACCAGUAUCUGGCCAGGGGCCAGGGCAAGCUCCAUUUGUCGGACCACUUCCAGGUCAAGCUACUGGACAAUGGCAAGGACAAGAUCCAGGACAGUUUGCGGAGCAACUUCCAGGACAAAUACCAGGAUCAGGUCAAGGAAUGCCAGUGUCUACCGGGGCUCGAAAAAUGCCACCUGGUUCACGUGUGCCACCAUCGUCUACCACAGGAACACAGGGUGUAGGACAGGGAGGAGUAGGGCAUGGGCCAUAUUCUUCAGACACGGGGGGUCAAGCGUUCACUACCCAGCCAUCGCAUGGAGUGAGGGCAGAGAGUACGGCGACGGGAAUGUUGCCGUGGGAGCCAGGAGCAGGCGCUCCGGAGAGCGUCAGUACUUCAUUUCGGAAGUCAGUCGCUAUAGAUCCCGGUACUGGCAUGCCAAGGAGAGGAGACGGGACUGGCAUCAGACCGUCAAUGGGUGGCAGAGCUUCCGAUGCAUCGUACAAAGCAGUCACCCACGCUGAGAUGGAAGAUGUUCUGCUAAUCAUUAAAGAUGACUUCAAGAAAACUAUAAAUACAAUGACAGCUCGAGCCACACACUCGGCCGACGUGGCCAUGGCCAGCUUCCAGGAACAGAUGGCGCAGGUGAGGACUGAGCUGAAGGAAGGGCUCGACAGGCUCGAGCAAGCCACUACUAACGCUGAGUCGGCUGCUCUGCUGGACCUGACGGACCGCUACCAGGGGCUGGUCAUCGAACUGGAGCACACGCUGCACACACACCAGGGCCUCACAACGUUACAGCAACAACUCAGUGAUGAGCUGCGGGCGGACAUCUCGCGGCUGACUGGUCUACUACACGAGACGGACUUCAUGCACGCGCGCCUAGAGCUCGACAACCGACUGAUGCAUUGUUAUGAAAAAUUCACGAAACAGGACAUGGUGUGGCUGACGGCGCUCAAAGACCUGUCAGCUGUGGCAGAAACCAAGGCAGAGAUAAUUCAACUGAUGGUGCUUAAGGACUCUGCCACCAUGGAGCUGAAGAAUAUCCAGGCGAAGCUGCGGCAGUUGUACAUCAUGCUUGGAGAACCGAAGGCGGCCGUGCUGAUGCGGAAGCUGGCGAAGGGCGCGGCGUGCGGAGCGUGUCUCACUCCGGCACUCAUGGAGCUGACAGAACCAAAAUACGGGAAGCCCUUCGCUAUGCCCCAGUUCCGGCCGCCGCCGAUCGGAGAGGAGGAGCCAUGCCUCACCAAGCUCAAGCCGCUGGUACCAGCAGACACCAGGUCGCACGUGUGCCGGCGCUGGGCGGGGGGCUCGCACACGCUGGUGUCGGAGCACGUGUCGCACGAGCGCGCCGCGCCGCCCGCCCUGCACGGCCCGCCCACCAAGCGGUACGCUGGGUACGGCACCGACGGACGGUUAUACAUGUUAGAGGAGGAGCUCCAGCCAUGUCUGGAGUGCAAUCAGCUGGACGCAAAGGAGCCAGGGCAAGUGAUACCCAUCGAACCGAAACCUUCGCCCAAUGUUGGCGCCGGAGAUCAGAUUGUGGCUGCAGUAGAGCCACAGAAGGAAAAAGAGGAAGAUAAAAAGAAUGAGGAGAAGGAGAAUGAGAAAGAGAAGCAGGGUGAAAAUGAGGGUGAUGCUUGCAUUAUGGUUGCCGGCUUCGUGGUUCCUACAGAGGAUUUGAGGCUCCUAGUGGAUGUCACAUCGGAAGCGAUGGCAGUCGUGGUCUCUGCUCGCCUGCAUGACGUCACCGAGCUGGUGAGCCACUACCGCCGCGCUGGUGCUGUCGCCUCGGGAGAUGCUGGAACGAUACAAGUGUAUUGUUAG